Messenger RNA from Cladophialophora immunda, 3777 nucleotides. RefSeq lists its product as uncharacterized. Gene Ontology annotation, molecular function: protein binding. The coding region runs from base 1 to 3777 and encodes 1258 amino acids. The record is from RefSeq and is a predicted model, not a curated record. The transcript has 8 exons. NCBI's taxonomy places the organism in Eukaryota, Fungi, Ascomycota, Eurotiomycetes, Chaetothyriales, Herpotrichiellaceae.
AUGAACCAGACCAGCCAAGCAGGUCUGGUUGAGCUUGAGGCCGCAGAAAGGGAGAUUUGGAGGGAAGCCAUCGAGAUUUACAACCGUGACUGCCCCAACCACCCUAUCAGCCUCAUCGACCACAGAAACGGGCAGUCGGCACAGCCUCCUGACAACAUCGAGGAGUUGGUAGGGGUGGCCAAGGACCUGUGCGAGCAAUUGUACGCAGUGCAAAACGCGUCUGCCAAAAGAAGGGCCAUAACUUCGGCUCUUCAAGAGAUCCGCCAAUACGCCCCGAUUUUGGACGUUUUCUCCCAAGGGGCUCCUAGCGCCGUGUCGGUGUGCUGGGGAACGAUCCGGAUCGUCCUCGAGGUGACGUCGCGAGGCUUGAGCUUUGGUCAAGAGCUUCUCAACAACAUCUGUGCUGUCGCGCGCCGAGUCUUGACUAUCAGACAACAGCUACAGUAUCUCAUCAUCAAUAAGCAAAGUCGAGAUUCUAUUGUGCAGCUCUACGCCAUCCUCCUCAGCUACGCAACACGCAUUGCUCGAAUCUGCAAGUCGUCCCGUUGGAAUCGGGUCCUCAGAGGGUUGAGCAGUAAACUCCCAAGUAUUUACAAAGACUUCUGUUCUCUCGCGAACGAAGUAGAGGCCCAAGUCUCAACCCAAAGUGCUCAAUCUCUGGAGCAGCUAAGGCUGGUGGAGCUCGCACAUCACACUCAACUCCUGCUCAACCUCGACGACACCAAGAAAAUGCUAGGGAAUGGGAUUGCAUCUGUCCGGAGUGACCUUGGGUUCCAGCAUGACUUGGACGCCAGAGAUCAACAACUCAGCAAGUGGCUGACCACGGAUCUCAUCCCACACAGUGCUCCGCCAGCAACUGCGAAAGGGACGUGCACCUGGGUCUAUGAGCACCCAAAGUACUGCGCAUGGAUAUCCUCCACGCGUACCAAAGCUCUUUGUGUCCGGGGACCACGAGGUUCGGGCAAGUCGUCAUUGUCCCAUGCAAUGGCCCGCUCCGCGGCUGAAGCAGGCCAACUUGUGAUACACGUUUCGGUUCUUCCAGUCGGCACCUUCAGUCAGACACCCGCCAGCAAUCUUGUCGUCUCACUCUUAGCCCUCAUUUCUGAGCACCGCACCAUCAGGACAGACAAGAAUUUCCUCAAAAUUCGUGACAUUCUGAUUGGCGUGCAGAUGUAUGGAUCACGAACAGCUGUUGCGGUACCCACGAAAACUCUGAUGGAGAAGCUGCAAAGCAUUAUCGCUCUUGUGCCACCGCUCUUGCUGAUCAUCGACGGCCUGGAUCAGCUCAAAAGCACGGCUGACUGUCAUCAAGAGGAUUACUGUCGUCAAGAGGAUUCAGCAAACGAACUCGUUGCUUUGAUCAGUGGCAUCCCCACCAAAUCCUCCGUUUCGCUGAUUACCCUGACACGGCCUCGAGAUUGGAUCUCCCAAAGUAUGGAUGAGGUGAUGGAGCUAGACAUCACCAACGACAUUGCCAACAACGACAUUGCCAUCCUCGUAGGCGAAGCGGCGCGGCUAUUUCCACGUUUGGAAGUGGUUAAGCAUGCCAUUAUUGCCACAAUCCAGGCCAAGGGCAGCGGCGAUUUCAACUACGCCAGGAUGUUAUUGAGCCAGAUUCAACAAUGCCGAUCCCCUGCGAAUCAAGGGCGGAUACUCGAAACGAGCCCCGCAGGAUUGGAGGCCAUGUUUCGAGAAUUAUCGGCAAAGAAGGUCACGAGUCUCAGUCUUGAGGACAGAGCCCACAGGUCAAAGAUUUUGUACCUCGUUGCUGGCGCUCAACAGCCCUUGGCCCCUUGUCAAAUCAAUUCCGCCCUUAUGCUUGACCCGGCGAGGAACGUUGAGCCUCCAGGUGAGCAACAGUUCGAUCCGUCAGGGGCGAUAGCAGAUCUUUGCGAACCUUUCAUCAUUGUCUCCGAUGGCAAGGUCUACUUCCAAGAUGAAUCGGCACGGGAAUACGUGCUGAAAUUUGAGGUGACAACGGAUGACGCCAACACCUUCUUGCUGGAUGUCUGCUUGACGAAGUUAAUUGAGCAGAAAUAUAUGGAAUUGGACUGCUGCACCCACAUGCUGGAAGACAAUUUGCUUGAUCCAAGAGGUACAUCCGCGCCAAAUCCUCCAAACACCACGGGCGAUCCGGGUUUGUAUGACCACGCCACUUUGCAUUGGCACGAAUACGCUCAGCAACUACAAUACCUGCCUUCCGAGUUGUGGGAGAAGUUGCGCACCUUCCUGUUCCGGAACGCGUUUGUGUCAUGGGCCGAGAACCUUUACAUCCUCCUUGGCCGGGGUGGCCUUGACCCCCAUCUUCAGAGGCUAGUGGCAGUGGCAGAAUGGUAUAAACGCUCACCAGACGUGUCAAAACCUGAGCUACCCAUUGGCAAUCUGUUCCUGCAGCCAUACCGGGAUGUGAGUGCAAUGUUGGGGCGUCGGGACGACAGACCCGAGCUGCAAUUCCUUCCUCUCAUACGCGUGAAUGGAUACCUCAACAACGGGGGACGGACAAGAGCAGACUUCGAAGAGGCGCUGCAGUAUGCUCAGCGCGUAGUUGACGGAUUCACCAAGUAUCUCGGACCCCGAAAUCGGAACACCCUGAACGCAAGACUGGUAUAUUACCAAGGGAUCCUGGCGUUGAGACGACCAGAUGAAGCAGCUGUUGGUUACCAAGACGUUCUGAAGCUGCAGAAGGAGCUUCUUGACGAAGACGAUAUCGACAUCUACGUUACGACUCGAUGGAUCGGUAUUUGCUACCAACUGCUUACCAGGUUCGAUGAGUCUCGCGCAAUGCUGGAGGAAGCUCUCGCAGGAUUUAAGCGUAAGCAGGGUGCGCGUUCCAAGGCUGUUCUCGCGGUGUCAAUGGGAUUGGCGAACACUUUCGACUGUGCAGGUAAUAUUGGCAAAGCAUCGGCGGCCUAUGGCGACAUCUACGACAAGUGGGUCACCGUCAACGGCACCUCCAACUUGUUCUCCGCCUGGAUUUUGACCUCGUUCGGCUCGGCUCUGCGAAAACAGGAACAGUACGAUCGGGCGGAGGAACUGCUCUUUGAGGCGUUUGCCACAAGGCUGCGGCUUCUGACGAUUGAGAACGACACCACAGUGGAUUCGGGGCUGCACUUAGUGGUGCUCUACCGAGAGAAGAGAAUGCGCGACCGUGCUCUGGCUUUCUUGGCCCAGAUCCAAGAGUCUCAGGCUUUCGAGCUUACCUUCGAGCGGCUGUGUCAGAGAGAACACCUCAGGGCACUGCUUGCAUUCGAUAAUGGUGAAUACGAGGAGCCGCGCAAUGCUUUGACCCGGCUGGUCAUGCUGUCGACUGGGGAGAACCGCGAGCAAAACAACCGUGAGCUGUUGUGGGUGCGCCUUAAUCUCGCGGACGCUGCUCGCCAUCACCACGAUGAUCACUCUAUCCCAUCACUGUUCACAGAGCUGGUUGUUUCCACGGACGCAGAGUUUUCGGCAGACUCCGAUUGCCCCCCUGACCAUUUCGGCGUUUCGCCUCCUUCCCCGUCCUCUGAAGAUGCUGUCUGGCUUGAUAACCCUCGACACCUUGAGAUUGCGGAACAAGCAUUGAGGCUCACACGGGAUGCGCGCCCCAAGGAAGCACGGCGACUCUUGGAGAGCGAGAAGUUGAAAUGGGUCCGGGACAAAGACUUUUGGCUAUUCGGAGGUGGUCCGAAAGCCGAUACCGACACGGUGAGAUAUCGUGCACCACGACAUGUUGAUACAGACCAAUGCGCUUGCCAGUUGGGCGGAACAGGACUUGACAACAUCACCAGCCCCUGA